Molecule: messenger RNA, 623 nt
Organism: Ochotona curzoniae (black-lipped pika)
Lineage: Eukaryota; Metazoa; Chordata; Mammalia; Lagomorpha; Ochotonidae
Product: ADP-ribosylation factor-like protein 5A
Exons: 1
Coding region: 48-560 (170 amino acids)
Biological process (GO): protein localization to Golgi membrane; intracellular protein transport; vesicle-mediated transport
Cellular component (GO): trans-Golgi network; cytoplasm
Molecular function (GO): GTP binding; GTPase activity
Source: RefSeq, a predicted model, not a curated record
GAGGCCAGGCGGCCCUGGUGCGGCUGGAGAGGGUCCGCUGCCUGAGAAUGGGAAUUCUCUUCACCAGGAUAUGGAGACUGUUCAAUCACCAGGAGCACAAAGUUAUGAUUGUUGGGCUGGAUAAUGCAGGGAAAACUACCAUCCUUUAUCAAUUUUCUAUGAAUGAAGUUGUACACACAUUCCCUACAAUAGGAAGCAAUGUAGAAGAGAUAGUGAUGAAUAAUACGCGUUUCCUAAUGUGGGAUGUUGGUGGCCAAGAGUCUCCUCGUUCUUCCUGGAACACCUACUACACUAACACAGAGUUUGUAAUAGUUGUUGUGGACAGUACAGACAGAGAGAGGGUAUCUGUAACUAGAGAAGAACUCUAUAAAAUAUUAGCCCAUGAGGACCUAAGGAAAACUGGAUUGCUGAUUUUUGCUAAUAAACAAGAUGUCAAAGAAUGCAUGACUGUAGCAGAAAUCUCUCAGUUUCUGAAACUAACAUCUAUCAAAGAUCACCAGUGGCAUAUCCAGGCAUGCUGUGCUCUGGAGAAGGAUUAUGUCAAGGACUUGAGUGGAUGAUGUCACGACUUAAGAUUAGAUGAUCUCUACUGAUCUCCUUCUGAUAGACUUUGUGUAAAUGUG